Peniophora sp. CBMAI 1063 is the source of this 762-nucleotide messenger RNA. NCBI's taxonomy places the organism in Eukaryota, Fungi, Basidiomycota, Agaricomycetes, Russulales, Peniophoraceae. The record is from the annotation of a GenBank genome assembly.
AUGGAUAGUUCCAGCAAGAUAGUUCCAGCGAGGAGGGCCUGGAGAGACGUAUGGAAAGAAGUUGCAGAUAUCAUUCGAAGAGCACAAGCACGAAGACUAAGGCAUCCGAUGCCUCUUCUCCUUUCUUUGGCUAGCGCGAACAUAACGGGCCGGACGAAUCGUGGAUACGCGCACUAUGUAGAUAGUACUGGAGAUCUGCUAGUUGGGCCGGCGGGGUUACACCAUCGGACCACGUCGGACGAUGAGGACCGUCAUUUGGAUCAUGCAUCCGAGGUGCGUUCUCCGGAUUCGAUUAUUGUUCUGGUCUGGUUGUCGGGAGUUGGCUCUCAGUUUGGGUGCGCGCUGCGAGAGCUUUGCCGCUCUCAGAAGGUUUUCGGUGACGGCUUGCACGAGCCACUGCGAGGGCUACAAUGGAAGCUACAUCAGCACACCCAGGAGACGGAUCGGGACCAGUCCAUGCUUCGCCCCCUCGAGUCGCUCAACGGCGGUGCUAUAUCCGUCGUGCGGGUUCCCGCGCACAGGAUCGAUGAGAACAAGACCAGAAAGGGUCGAAGAUUUACGUCGCUCGCCGCCUACCUCCGACUACAAGCGGCGGUCUAUUUGCCGAGGCUUGGGAAGAUACAGCCAAAGACGGGCCACAAGCGCCCCAAGCCUGCGAAGCCUUCGACCGGGGCCGGGCAGCUGUCGUGCGCUAUGACCGUGCGAUAUGUGGUGGCGCCUACGGUACACGCGGCGAAGGCAUUGCAGGCUGUCGAUGUUUGA